This is a messenger RNA of Notechis scutatus (mainland tiger snake), 601 nucleotides long. NCBI's taxonomy places the organism in Eukaryota, Metazoa, Chordata, Lepidosauria, Squamata, Elapidae. The record is from RefSeq and is a predicted model, not a curated record.
GAUCAGUGGCGUUUCUGAUAGGCCUCCCUGUCCAAUUGCAGGUGGCCCUAGUGGGCCAGGAGCCCAUCCUAUUCUCUGGGCCCAUCAGGGAGAACAUCACCUACGGCCUACAAGGCUGCAGCGAGGAAGACGUGAGCAGAGCAGCGGAAGAAGCUGAUGCCUUGGGAUUCAUCUGUGAGCUGGAAGGAGGCUUUGAUGCAGAGGUGGGGGAGAAGGGGGGCCAGCUCUCCAUCGGGCAGAAGCAAUGGCUGGCCAUCGCCCGGGCCCUGAUCCGUGACCCGAAGGUCUUGGUGCUGGAUGAAGCCACGAGUGCCUUGGACCCCGAGAGUGACGCUGCAAUCCAGCAGUCUGUGCAGACCAGUGGAGCCCGGACGGUGUUGGUGAUUGCUCAUCGGAUGCAGACGGUGGAGAACGCAGACAAGAUUGUGGUGCUAGAAGGAGGAGAGGUUGUGGAAGAAGGGACUCACACGGAGCUGAUGGGCCGGCAAGGCCCCUACUAUAGACUGGUGGAAAGGUCCCAGGCGGAGUGACUUCCGGAGUUGCAACAGAGACGCUCGGCCACAGGAUCCACUGCUUUUGUAGAUGCCAAAUGCAUGAUUGG